AUGGCUGCCGUCUUCGUGCUUCGGGGUUUGCACUGUGUGCGACCUGUGCUGCGCUGUCCGCCCGCCCAGCUGUGGUGGGCCCCAGUGCGUGGGCAUCGGCUUACGCCGGCAGACGACGAGCUGUACCAGCGGACGCGCAUCUCCCUGCUGCAACGCGAUGCACCGCACGCCAUGUACAUCGACAGCUACAACAGCCGCGGCUUCACAAUUAACGGAGACCGCGUGCUCGGGCCCUGCGCUCUGCUCCCGCACUCCGUGGUGCAAUGGAACGUAGGAUCCCACCAGGACAUCACUGAAGAGAGUUUCUCCCUUUUCUGGAUGCUGGAGCCCCCGAUAGAGAUUAUUGUGGUGGGUACAGGAGACAGAGCAGAACGGUUGCAGCCCGAGGUGCUACGAGCCAUGAGACAGAGAAGCAUUGCUGUGGAAGUGCAGGACACGCCCAAUGCCUGUGCCACCUUCAACUUCCUGUGUCAUGAAGGACGUGUGACUGGAGCUGCUCUCAUUCCCCCACCUGGAGGGGCUGCAGUCACAUCUCUGGUCCAGGCUGCAGACCAAACGAACAGGAACUGA
Molecule: messenger RNA, 570 nt
Organism: Orycteropus afer afer
Lineage: Eukaryota; Metazoa; Chordata; Mammalia; Tubulidentata; Orycteropodidae
Source: RefSeq, a predicted model, not a curated record